GGACCGGCUUCUCGCCCCGUCUGAGGUACGACCAUGGCCCCGGCCCCGAGAGACAAACUCCUGCUUUCCCUGAAGGAGCUUCGAGAAGAAGAGCUCAGGACGUUCAAGUUCAAGCUGUUGGGGAUCCCCUUGCAGGACGGGUACUUCCACGUUCCCCGCGGGGAGGUGGACGGGCUGAAGCCCGUGGAGUUGGCUGACCUGCUCAUCCUGUACUACGGGGAGAAAUAUGCGGUCAUGGUCGUUCUCGAAGUGCUCAAAGCCAUGCACAUGAAUGGCGUCGUGGAGACUCUCGGCCAGGAUACUUGGGAAGAUUCCAGGGAAACGUACAGAGAACGAAUGAAAAAAAGUCUCGAGCGCGCCGAGGAGAGGCACGGUCAUCUGAGGGACAGAGUUGAUCUCCGCCACAGAUUCACCCCGCUCUGCCUGGUGACUAACAGUCUGCCCGGGGCCCAAGAGGAGGAAGGACCUGCACCGGUGGCCGAAGGAAAUGGAUCCUCCGGGAUCGGAGAGAAGGAAGUCCAUUCCAUUGGCUUAGAAACUCUGUUGGAUCCCGAGGAGGAGGGCACGGACUCUCCUCGCACCGUCGUCCUACAUGGGGAGGCUGGCAUCGGGAAGACCACGCUGGCCAAAAAGCUGAUGUUAGACUGGGCAUCCGGAGACUUUUACCCGGACACUUUCGAUUACACGUUCUUGGUCAGCUGCCGAGAGAUCAACCUCAUGGCGGAGAAAAGUUUAGCGGAGCUGAUCUGUCACUGUUACGGGGACGGACACGCCCCUGUGACCGAAGUUUUGAAGAGGCCGGAGCGACUCUUGUUCAUCAUCGAUGGCUUGGAUGAGCUGAAAUAUUCUCUGGAAGAGGAAGGAGAGGAGCCGGGCAGUGAGCUGCGGGACAAGCAGCCGGUGCAGACCCUCCUGAGCAGUUUGGUAAGGAAAAAGCUUCUUCCGGAGUCGUCCUUACUGAUCACCACCCGUCCCAGGGCUCUGGAGAAACUCCAGCCGCUGCUGGAAGACCCACGCUACGUGGAGAUCCUGGGGUUUUCUGAAGUGGAGAGGGAAGAAUAUUUCUUCAAAUUCUUCACCGAUGAAAAUAAAGCCAAAAAGGCCUUUAAUUUUGUCCAAAGAAAUGAAAAUCUCUCCUCGUUGUGCUCUAUUCCUCUGGUGUGUUGGUUUUCCUGCACCUGCCUGAAGCAGCAGAUGGUGAGAGGGGAACCCCUCACGCACACUUCCAAAACCAUCACAGACGUGUAUAUGUCUUACAUUUCCAUUUUCCUGCAGCCAGACAGGGCCAGGGCAAAACAGCCCGCAUACCCCACCCUGAAGAGGCUCUGCUCCUUGGCCGCAGACGGAAUCCGGAAUCGGAAAAUCCUGUUUCAAGAAGACGACCUCAGGCAGCAUAGCUUGGACCAAGCCGAUAUCGCCGCCUUCUUGAGUAAGGCUAAUUUUCGCCAAGAAUCCAAGGGUGAGACCUUCUACAGCUUCAUUCACUACAGUUUCCAGGAGUUCUUCAGUGCCUUGUACUACAUGCUGGAAGGAGAUGGCAACGAAUCCAACCGCGAUGUGAAUGCUCUGCUGGAGAAACAAGAACAGACGAGGUCGGAUGGCAGUGCGUUAACCCUGCGGUUUCUCUUCGAUUUUUUAAGUCAAGAGACCGUGAGUACCCUGGAAAUAAAAUUCAGCUACAAAAUUCCACCCAAGCUACAGAAGGAACUGAAAUGUAUUAAGGCAAGAGUUAAAUCUCUGCUGAGUCCAAUCCAGAAAGGCCCAUUUGAAUUGAACAUCAGUUUGAACAAAAUUCCCAAGGAAAAUAACGAGCAAGAUUCAAGGGACAAUUUCCAAACCAUGAAGCAGAGCAAGGUUUCAUCAAAGGAAGGGCGAAUGAGCGUUGAUAUGGAUAAAGGAUUCCCCCAAGGGAUCCAAGGUGAAAUUUCUCAGGGAAACAAGAAAUGUCGCUCACUUCGUACCCAAGGCCCAGCUACCUCUUCUGCCAUCAGCAAUGGGAAAUCCCAGAGGCAGGUCGGGUACUCUCAGUUUGCAGGAAGGACCUCAAAGGGAGCUGAGGGUCUGGAUGAAGAUGAAAAUUCUGGUCCCCCAGUGUUCCAAAUGAUGCAGAGAGGCUCUUGGGAAAAUUGAGCUUGUCACUUCUGGAUACCUUGGGCCAAGGAGAUCCUUCCAUAAAUAACCCAACCCAGCUUUCCAGAGGGAUUAACCACAUUCCCACCAUGGCAUCCAGCUCUUGGCUCUCCGAAUCUUCUUUCCCUGCGGGCCUCUCCCUCACCUCCAGGCAUGAAGCGAAAGUUGCAAAAUCAAUCAGACACUCUGCUGUUGGGGAAGUUUACAACCGUGACAUUGUGGGCAGGGAACGUCCCUACCAACUCUGCUGUAUUGGACUCUUCCAAGAGUAGAGUGCUCUAUCCAGGGCAAAUGCUCAGUGAUUGAUUAUGAUCGAUUGAUAACCGUGUCCAUCUGCGGGUCAAUUAAAGGUUUUCCCUUCA
This is a messenger RNA of Ornithorhynchus anatinus (platypus), 2492 nucleotides long. It is a transcript of the gene NLRP10, whose product is annotated as NLR family pyrin domain containing 10. NCBI's taxonomy places the organism in Eukaryota, Metazoa, Chordata, Mammalia, Monotremata, Ornithorhynchidae. The record is from RefSeq and is a predicted model, not a curated record. The coding region runs from base 34 to 2130 and encodes 698 amino acids. Gene Ontology annotation, cellular component: cytoplasm. The transcript is spliced from 4 exons. Gene Ontology annotation, biological process: positive regulation of inflammatory response.